UCCGUGAAUCACGUGAUGCUUCGUGCCCUCUUCGUGUCCGUCCGUCCACAGUCCCCCCCCUCUUUGUCAUUUACAGUACGGUUAGCACUUCUAGUGCGGUACCAUGUUUCGAGCUGUUGUCCGUCUGUCGACCGCGGGGACCCGGGGUCUGGUUCGGACCCGACCCAGCUGCUCAGCUCCGCUGGCCUCCAGGUGUUUUUCCCAUGGCAAAGUGGAAACAGAUGAGGAGUUUGACUCUCGUUGGGUCACUUAUUUCAGCAAGCCUGACAUUGAUGCCUGGGAGCUGAAGAAAGGCAUGAACACCCUGAUUGGGUACGACCUCGUUCCAGAACCCAAGAUCCUGGACUCGGCUCUGAGAGCUUGUCGGAGACUGAACGACCUGGCCAGCGCCAUCCGUAUCCUUGAAGCAGUGAGGGAUAAAGCAGGUCCCCAUAAGGACAUUUAUCCCUACCUGAUCCAGGAGCUGAAACCCACUCUUACAGAGCUUGGCAUCUCAACACCUGAGGAGCUUGGAAUUGACAAGUUGUAGACCGUCCAGGUCCCUCUCUCACAGGAAGAGAUGAGUUCUCCUGGUUGUUUAAAUUGUCUAUAUUGUUAAUUCAAUCAUGCUGUCCUGUUGUGUACAAAAUAAAGGAUAUAUUAUUAACAAUCAA
Molecule: messenger RNA, 653 nt
Organism: Nothobranchius furzeri (turquoise killifish)
Lineage: Eukaryota; Metazoa; Chordata; Actinopteri; Cyprinodontiformes; Nothobranchiidae
Product: cytochrome c oxidase subunit 5A, mitochondrial
Biological process (GO): mitochondrial electron transport, cytochrome c to oxygen
Cellular component (GO): mitochondrial inner membrane
Source: RefSeq, a predicted model, not a curated record